Messenger RNA from Ramularia collo-cygni, 930 nucleotides. Its product is annotated as related to endoglucanase. The record is from RefSeq and is a predicted model, not a curated record. NCBI's taxonomy places the organism in Eukaryota, Fungi, Ascomycota, Dothideomycetes, Mycosphaerellales, Mycosphaerellaceae. Bases 1 to 930 code for a protein of 309 amino acids. The transcript is spliced from 3 exons. Gene Ontology annotation, molecular function: cellulase activity; cellulose binding. Gene Ontology annotation, cellular component: extracellular region. Gene Ontology annotation, biological process: carbohydrate metabolic process.
AUGUCUUAUUACUCCAAAACCCUCUCACUGCUGGCUGCAGCCGCGUUGUCUGCUACGCAGAUUCAAGCUAUUGUGCUUCCGCGCCAAGGCUCAGCUGGUGUCACGACGAGAUAUUAUGAUUGCUGCAAGCAAUCCUGCUCUUGGCCUGGAAAGGCUGCUUUCAGCUCCCCGGUCACAACCUGCGACAUCAAUGACAACCCUCUGGCGGAUGCCAAUACUGUUAAUGGUUGUCCUGAGCUUGGCGAUGGGAAUGCGUACACUUGUUCCAAUCAAGUCGCAUAUGCUGUCAACGACGAUCUCGCCUAUGGUUUCGCGGCCGUCAGUGGUGGAGAUGAAGCAGCCACUUGUUGUGCUUGUUACAAGUUGACCUUCACAAGCGAGGCCAUAGCAGGUAAAUCCAUGAUUGUCCAGGCCACCAAUAUAGGAUAUGACGUCAAUAAUGUCCAAUUCGAUCUCUCCAUUCCCGGAGGUGGAGUCGGCGCCUUUCCCAAAGGCUGUACGAAACAGUACAAUGCCCCUGCCAAUGGCUGGGGCUCCUCGGGUGCUUACGGAGGCACAGCAUCCCGUUCUGAAUGCGAUGCCUUGCCCGCUAAGCUCCGUGAUGGAUGUUACUUCCGCUUCGACUGGUUCAAGGGAUCGGACAAUCCGACUGUGGAAUACGAGAGAGUCUCCUGCCCGGCUGAACUGGUCGCCAAGACUACAUGCAGGAGAGAUGAUGAUGAUAAUUAUCCGAGCGCUUUCAAAGGGGAGGAGACUUCGACUACUCAAGUGAAGGUUGUUGCAAAGUCAAAUCCUUCGCCUGAGGAACCCACACAGGAGGUCUAUGGGCAGUGUGCGGGCCAGGAUUACGCUGGUAUCACUGAGUGUGGCUCGGAGGCCAAGUGUGUCUUUCAAGAUGAGUGGUAUUCUCAAUGCCGGCCUUCAUUUUAA